UGCUGGAUUGUGGGCUGGGUUCGGCGGGGUCCCGAUUCCCGCUUCAUGUGCCAGGGAUUGUUGGCCUCGGUCCAUUUAUUUGCUUGCGUUGAGUGAGUGGUCGCAGCAGGAGUUUUCAGCAUCAUCUGGUGACCAGCUUCAGUAACCAGGUGCUCUUGAACCAAGAGUCCAAGACAGUCCAUCAAGACUAGCCACAGCAGAAGACAUGCCAAAGAGCAAUAAGGAAUGGGCAUGGCGCAUCACUUUUGAUGUUGCAUGUCUGCUCAUAGUGGCCGCCCCCCUCCUGGUCUUCUACUAUGCCGUCGAGCCGUUCCAGCGCGGCUUUUUCUGUGACGACGAGUCGAUUAGGCACCCGUACAAAGCGGACACGGUGUCCACUGUGGCAUGCUAUAUCGUGGCUGUUACGCUGUCGGUGAUCAUGAUGUCUAUCGUUGAGUACUUCCAUUGCAAGCACUGCCACCGCCAGAAGACCAUGCAGGUGUGCUGCCUGCGCGUGCACCCCUGGUUCUGGGCCAUCUACUCGAUGGUGGGCGUGUUCGCGUUCGGCGCCGCCUGCUCCCAGCUGGCGACAGACAUCGGGAAGUACACGAUCGGGCGGCUGCGCCCGCACUUCAUCACCGUCUGCCAGCCGGACUUCAACAAGAUCAACUGUUCGGGACACGCGUUCAUAGAGGACUUCGAGUGUUUGGGAGACAACGUGAAGGCGAUCAGGGAGGCAAGGCUUUCGUUCCCGUCCGGCCACGCUUCGUUCUCGUUCUACACCAUGGUGUACCUGGCGCUGUACCUGCAGGCGCGCCUCACGUGGCGCGCCACCAAGCUGCUGCGGCCGUUCCUGCAGUUCAUCUGCGUGAUGCUGUGCUGGUACACGGCGCUCAGCCGCGUCUCCGACUACAAGCACCACCCGACCGACGUGCUGGGCGGCGCCGUGCUCGGCACCGUCGUCGCCGUGGUCGUGGCCGUCUACGUGUCCGGCAUGUUCAAGAAGCGCUGCGCGGCGGCCGACGUCCAGCCUCCUUCCCGGCAGAACACUAUCGACAACACCGACAUACCGUAGCGACCGGGCCGGGCCGGGCCGUGUCGGGUCGGGUCGGCCCAGGCCCGUGUCCCCAGACGCUCUGCUUGUUAUCUUCCGCGGCGGAGGCGCUCGUGGGCCGCGGCUCUCAUUGGAUUGGCGUGAUGGCGAAAUGGUGCUCGUAUUGGGCGGUUUUGUGUGACGAGGCGUGAACAGCGAUGUUGGGCUGCCGCUAAAGAAAUAAGUAGACUAUCAUCUAGUUCAAACAAGCGGCGUCAUGCAUGAAAGCGCUCAUGCCUUGUUCUAUGCAAACGCACAGCAGGAGAUAGUGGAUUGUGCCUCACGUUUUUCUCCGUAGGUCUGCCAUCUAGAAUUUGUCUUGAUAUGGGUUCGUCGCUUGCGGUGCGAAUGCUCAUACGAGUCGAACUAAAAGCGUGCAUCGUUUUUUUUUGGGGGGGGGGGUGGGAGGUUGAUCCAAAUCUUUCGAAUGGAUGGACAACUGGGAUUAGAGUUCACGUUAAGCAGUGCUUGUGUGAGGCUUGACCCCUACCGUCAGAUCGCGAAAAUUCCAGGUAAACGGCAGGAUUUGGUGGCGCAAGUUAAGCUAGCUGCAGCGCCCGGCAAGGUUCGUGCUGCCCUCUGACGUCACCCGACCGGCCGCCGCAGCGGCCUUCGUUCACACUUUUUUGUGAUGAAGCUAGGUCCAUGUUGUGUAUCCGUCAUGCGAUGAACUGGCAAGAUAUUUGCGAGCAGUCGUCGGUAGUGUUUUUUUAUGAUCGGCAGUCCGGUGAUGUUAUGUGUAAAAAGGUCUACCGCACAUAUUAACUAGAAUGUUCAUCCGAUACAUUCUGCAUUUCAGCGUGCAGUCCAAUUCUGAUAGCAUGGAAUGAAUUAUGUGUAGAUGCAUUGCUAAAACAUGAGCGCUGCAUGAUUUUGUCCAAAGCUGAAGGGAUUUGUUUUUAAUUAUUCCAAUAUCGUACAAAGCGACAUGUCACGGCUGCGAUGCGUCUUAUCUACCCCCAAAACGGUGCACUGUCUCCUAACCAAACAGUGUUUUGCGUAGUUGAAGUUCAAGCCCAAAAACGAUAGCCGGCAUCUUGCUUAUGACAUCUUGUCGAUAUACCUCGCCAUUCCUCGGAAUGUAUCUCUGUGGCGUAAAUGCGGGAGACGAAAAAAUGUUCUAGCCCGUGAGAGCCGAAUUUUGGACACGCGUCAUGAGCAGUGGUGAGAACCACGACCGUACUUGUUUGUGCUGGUGGCCGUAUCAGUCACAAGCGGCCGAUACUGCGCCACGUCACAGGCUCGGUCGGCCUGACCACCGUGACGUCACGGGUAGACCCGUAGUACCGUGGUGCGCGCGUGGCGAACUGCGGUGACGUUUACGUAUACUGUAGAGGUGGCGGCUGGUCACGGGUUCCGAGUGCCGGGCACGUCGAAGUCCAUGUGCGAUUGUCCGACCGGCUG
Molecule: messenger RNA, 2476 nt
Organism: Pollicipes pollicipes
Lineage: Eukaryota; Metazoa; Arthropoda; Thecostraca; Pollicipedomorpha; Pollicipedidae
Product: putative phosphatidate phosphatase
Exons: 8
Coding region: 206-1054 (282 amino acids)
Biological process (GO): phospholipid dephosphorylation; phospholipid metabolic process; signal transduction
Cellular component (GO): plasma membrane
Molecular function (GO): phosphatidate phosphatase activity
Source: RefSeq, a predicted model, not a curated record